This is a messenger RNA of Fragaria vesca subsp. vesca, 1989 nucleotides long. RefSeq names its product L-type lectin-domain containing receptor kinase IX.1-like. Gene Ontology annotation, biological process: protein phosphorylation. Bases 1 to 1989 code for a protein of 662 amino acids. The transcript has a single exon. Gene Ontology annotation, cellular component: plasma membrane. NCBI's taxonomy places the organism in Eukaryota, Viridiplantae, Streptophyta, Magnoliopsida, Rosales, Rosaceae. The record is from RefSeq and is a predicted model, not a curated record. Gene Ontology annotation, molecular function: ATP binding; protein kinase activity; carbohydrate binding.
AUGGAGGGAAAUGCUCAUCCCGAUGGCUCUCUCCGCCUCACCAAUAGUGCUCUUGACCAGAACCUAAAUUACAGCACCGGUAGAGCCACCUACAAAGAGACCUUCCUCCUCAGACAAAACUCCACCGGAAAACUCGCUGAUUUCACGUCAAGUUUCACGUUCGCCAUUCAGUCCGACGGAAGAAGCAACUUCCCAGCUGAUGGGCUGGCAUUCUUCCUAGCGCCGGCAGGGUCCUCACUGGACAGCAUAUUAGGGCAAGGUUGCAGUCUUGGCCUCCCUGUCAACAACUCGCUGGAAAACUAUACCAAGUCAGGUAUUUUGUACUUUGAAUACCCGUUUGUCGCCGUUGAAUUUGAUAUCUUCCUCAACGUAGACUCAGGUAAUAGAUCGAUUGAUUUGGGUCUAAAUUACACUCAUGUGGGCAUCGACAUCAACUCCCUCAAGUCGAACGUCACCGCGCCGUGGGAUGGUGGGAAUAUUACCACUGGAGGAAAAAACAAUGCCACGAUUAGUUACAACUCCACCUCCAAGAAUCUUAGUGUUGCAUUCACAACGAUUCAAAACGAGGUCCAGGUUAUCAGAAAUAUUGAUUUCUCAGUUGAUCUGCUCCAAUACUUGCCCGAUAAAGUCAUCGUUGGUUUCUCGGCUUCAACGGGUCAACAAUUUGCUCUGCAUAGGAUCAUUUCUUGGAGCUUUGAUUCAACUUCAUUGGCAGACGAAAACAUCACAUCAACUCUUCCUGCGCCAAAGUCAGGAAAUGCCAAUGUUGGACUAGUAGUUGGGUUGGCUGUUGGGGGAGGUGUUAUCUUGGUUGGUGUGUUAGGUUUCGUGUUCCUCUUCUGCAGGAAGAGGAGGGAAACAACUGGGGAAAGUACUGAUGAUGAUACUAGGGUACUUCAUGAUUUGGAUCCUGAAGAAUUCGAAAAGGGGACAGGCCCUAGGAAAUUCUCCUACAAUGAAUUGGCCCUUGCAACUAAUAAUUUUGCGCAGGGAGAAAAGCUUGGGGAGGGAGGCUUUGGUGGAGUUUACAAGGGCUUCAUCAAAGACAUGAACGCGUAUGUAGCUGUUAAGAAGAUAUCAAGGGGGUCUAAACAAGGGUUGAAGGAGUAUGCAGCAGAAGUGAGUAUCAUUAGUCGACUCAGGCAUCGGAAUCUGGUGCAACUCAUCGGUUGGUGCCAUGAAAAGAAACUCCUACUUGUCUACGAAUUCAUGCCCAACAGUAGCUUGGAUUCUCAUUUGUACAAAGAAAAAAGCUUGUUAACUUGGGAGGUAAGAUUCAAAAUUGCACAUGGAUUGGCAUCAGGGUUGCUUUAUCUACACCAAGGAUGGGAACAAUGUGUGCUUCACAGAGAUAUCAAAUCCAGCAAUGUUAUGUUGGAUGCAAAUUUUAACGCGAAACUUGGAGAUUUUGGUUUAGCCAAACUUGUCGACCAUGGAAAGCUAUCUCAAACAACAGUUGUGGCCGGAACCAUGGGCUACAUGGCAACGGAAUAUGUUGCAACGGGAAAGGCUAGCAAGGAAACAGACGUCUACAGUUUCGGGGUAGUUGCUUUGGAAAUAGCUUGCGGGAGAAAACCCAUUGAUACCAGGUAUGAAGAGAAGCAAAUGAAAAUGAAUAUGGUGGAGUGGGUAUGGGAGCUCUAUGGAGAAGGGAAAAUUAUUGAAGCAGCCGACCCAAAAUUGUGCGGGGAGUUUGAUGAGAAGCAAAUGGAGUGCUUAAUGAUUGUAGGGUUAUGGUGUGCUCAUCCGGAUCACAACUCUAGGCCAUUGAUACAACAAGCAAUCCAAGUGCUUAACUUCGAAGUUCCACUGCCUAAUCUCCCAUUGAAUAUGCCGGUGGCCUUUUUUCCUCGGUUAUCACUCUCGAUUUUGUAUAGAGGUGACACUACUAGUGGUCAAAGUGAGUCUUCAGGGUAUGGUUCUACCAUCAACUCCUCACAGUUCAUCUCAUCUUCGACCUCAAAUUCGAAUCCAACAGCAGCUUCUUAG